CCGCGCAGCCGCCGCCGGCCGGGGCGGAGGGUCCCGGGGCGCGCUGCCGGCGGCGGAGGGCGGGUCCUGGCGCCUGACGGUGCCCCGAGGCGGGGCGGUGCGAGGCCGCGCCGCCGCCUCCGCGCUGCCUGCGGCCGAGGGGGGAGCAGCGGGCCGCGCCGAGCCGAGCCGAGCCGCGGGGUUGCUGCUGCCGACGCCGCCUCCGGAGCAGCGAGAGCCGCCAGCGGAGCGGAGCGGGAGGUGCCCGGCCCGCGGCGCCGUCCGGUGAGCCAGCCGCCGGAAACAUGAGGUCGCAGUACGUCACGGCGCCCACAGUCACUCUCCUUCUGUUCCUGCUGUGGAUCCAGUCGUCAACAGGCUGCAAUAAGGCGCUCUGUGCUAGCGACGUCAGCAAAUGCCUGAUACAGGAGCUGUGUCAGUGCCGCCCUGGAGAAGGGAACUGUUCCUGCUGUAAGGAGUGCAUGCUCUGCCUGGGCACACUUUGGGAUGAGUGCUGUGACUGCGUUGGUAUGUGCAAUCCUCGCAAUUACAGUGACACCCCUCCAACAUCCAAGAGCACUGUUGAGGAGUUGCAUGAACCAAUUCCUUCCCUUUUCCGGGCGUUGACAGAAGGGGAUACUCAGCUGAACUGGAAUAUCGUUUCCUUCCCUGUGGCAGAAGAACUGUCACACCAUGAGAACCUCGUUUCCUUUUUAGAAACAGUGAACCAGCCACAGCAUCAGAAUGUCUCUGUUCCAAGCAACAAUGUCCACGCACCUUACUCUAGUGACAAAGAACACAUGUGUACUGUGGUGUAUUUUGAUGACUGCAUGUCAAUACAUCAGUGCAAGAUCUCUUGCGAGUCCAUGGGAGCAUCCAAAUACCGAUGGUUUCACAACGCCUGCUGUGAGUGUAUUGGGCCAGAGUGCAUCGACUAUGGCAGUAAAACUGUAAAAUGUAUGAACUGCAUGUUCUGAAGCAGGAAGGUUGUAAUGUAGCAUUACUGAGGCCAAAGUAAUCUCUCUCAGUUAAAGAGAUGGGGAUUGCAAAUACUUGUUUUGGUGGAGUGCCUGCUGGUUGCAAUUAAAUGUACUGGAUUAAAAAAAGAUGUAUAGAAUCUGAAAACUUUUUUUUAAUUCAUGUAAGCAAGGCUAACUAGUACAAGUUUCAACUCUAUGUUUUAAGUUUAUUUUCCUUUAUUUCUGCUCAAAUGGUACAGCCAUGCUCAUCCUUGCUGUUCUGAUUGUUUUCCUUUGAUUUGAAACUAUUGACUAUACCGGUUUUCAGAAUUUAGUACUAUAUCUAGUAGUUUAGAGCAGGGAAACCUUAAGAAUAUGGUAAUGAGAUUCCCUUCAUCUAAGUUCAAUAAAUAACUGAAUGGCUGCGAGGUUGGAGGCGGGGGUGGUUCUUUAGGGGACGGGGUUUUUGUUUUAGUUUCUGGGGGGGGUUUUUGUAACUUUAUUACCUUGCAGUUUUUGAGCUUAGCCUUCUAUUGCAAAAAUGGUAUUUGGGGAAAAAGAAAAAUUCAUGCUUUCUCUUUAAGUUCCACACAUGGGCUGUCAUGGAUAAAAUCCUAACUUCUUAGAAGGACUGCCCAACAAAACAUUAUGUACGGGACACUCUUCUUCCACUUUUCAUUUGCCCUACUCUCGUAAGUACAUUGGGGCGUGUGUUGUGAAAUUUAUGUAUAUACCUAUAUAUGUAUAUAUUAAAAAAAAAAAAAAUCUUUUCAGUCUUCUCUAAGAUACCAAAAUAAAGCUGUUAAGUGCAGUUGCAUCUUCCUCCUUUUGCACUGUUCUCUCGGGUCCCUUACUCCCUGAACGUUCAGUCCAGUAAAGGAAACAUGAAAAGUUAUUACGGAUUUAAUGACUAAAUGAAUAAAGAAUGAAAUGACAUGAACUAGCAAGUGGUACGGGGUUACCAGUUGAGCAGUUGGCGGUAGGCAUGGCCCCAUUUAGUAGUUUGCUGUGAAUUCUAAAAUAUAAUUUUUUUUUCCCCCCCAUGAAAUGUUGUCACUGAAGAGGGAAGAUGAGUCUGCAAAGGCAAAAUUAGGAUGGUCUGAUUUUUAGAACAUUCUGUCCAUUUUUCUAAGUAAGGGUUUUAAUAUGGUGACAGUUACAUAGCAGUUGCUAUGACCCAGUUAGGUCUCCAUUGAUAAUGGUACUAAGUACAAGAAUAAAGUGCAUGAGUAGUCAAUGAUCAGCUUUUGGUAUUUAUAACGAUGUGGGUUUUAACUCCUUGGAAUUUUAUUUAAUGCAUAUAUGCAUAUGCACACACAAAACAGAAUUUGACUAUUCAUGUUUCUCUCACUAACCUCGGUCUAGAGGGAUUAAACUGUUUUCUAUUGCACCUGUUUAUCUGUACCAUGUACAAAUGAAAGACGUCUUUUUAAAUUUAUUUUGUUGAAAAGUUUGCCUAAAUGUUUUUUUUCUCAUGAUACAGUUCUUUCAAUAUGAUGAAUAAUAAUUUAAAAAAAAUCUAGUCUUGUGAAAUGAUAUUACUUUCUUCAGUCUCUUUCAGCUAAGUACUUGAAAGGUUAAUGUUUAUUGUUUUGAACUAGUGGAUAAUGGAAUACCUUCAUACUUUAAGCUCACAAUUAAGUGGUAAAAGAAUCAUAGAUGUGAAUAGAAAAACUUAACAUAUCAAGAAGGAGUUGUACUUCCUACGUCUGACAAUUCACGUUAUCUUUUCUACUGCAUGAGUUUCUUAGAAUUAACAGAGAGAAAGAAUGUGUUGAAGUAGCAGUGACUCAUUUUAGCUGGAGGGUAAUGCAUCAUCGUUCUUGACCAAGAUAGGAGACGUACAGUAAGCGUCACUACAGGUCAUGAGCAUGCUUUGGAUUCUUGCAGUGUUAAAUUAUUGGAAACAUUAUGGUAGUUCAGAAUCUUCUUGGAGGGGGAAAAACAGGGCUGAUGUUUCUGGUCAGGCACCUCCUGCCUCAUGGAUCUGUGACACCGUCUCCAUUUACAUCAUCAGAAUUUCACUGUGAGGUCAAGUCAAGGGAGCAGCAGGGGUGGGGAGGGAGGACUGGCCUAACAGGUGUCCAGGGAACACUCUGGGGAAGGGGAAUGGCAUAAACAUGUAAAUACAGUUGUUGUUCUAACAACCUGAGGGUAGGUGGUAAGGAUGCACAACUUUCUGGGGCUUGCCUUAUUUUUUAUAAUUCCUGAUGCUGUCUAGAGUUUGCUGUAAUAAGCGUUGUGUGUAUGCAAAUGUCAUACAGCAACAGCCAGUGUAUUUUAUUAUGAUGAGUGUUUUAAGAGGUAUUUUAAUAAAAAGACAAUACUGGUU
This is a messenger RNA of Phalacrocorax carbo (great cormorant), 3270 nucleotides long. Lineage: Eukaryota; Metazoa; Chordata; Aves; Suliformes; Phalacrocoracidae. The record is from RefSeq and is a predicted model, not a curated record.